UUGCCGUCGAGCCAGGAGGCAGACGAAGCCACUGUAAAAGACUUGUGUGCGUGCGUGCGUGUGUUUGUUUACGUGUAGGCCUCCAACGACCAAUGACACUAGUACACCAUCUCUCUCUUUCAACGCAAGAGCCAACUACACGAUUAACGAACGCUUAACGACCCUAGCGGGAAUUAAACUGAACUGACUUAAUAUACUUAAGUGAUAUCAAGUUUAUAGUGCAGCAAAGGUUAACACUCGUGGUGACAAAGGGACCUCCAAAAUAUACAACAACUCAAAGGUCAUACUUGUAGGUCGUGCUCGAACGUCAUACUGGAAGGUCGAGUCGACAUUUCGAGGACAUCUGACAACACACACCUGACGCAGUGGAAGUGACGAUUGGUAUAUCUGACAGUGAAGGCAGGUGUGUGUGUGGGGGUGUGUGACUGGUGUAUGUGUGCGUGGGUGGCAGAUUUCUCCUCUUACACCUGUGGGCCAAACACCUGCUGUAGCCACACGUGUACAGAGGUUCGGGUGGUGUAGAAGUCGCUGUAGAAGGAGACGCCAUGGCCACGUACGCUACUUAUCGUCACGUCGAGUUGGAUCGAGUUGGCUUAGGGAAACGGAGAGUGAACCAUCCCCCUGGUGGCCAGACUAAACUCAAUGAUGAUGUUAGCCCCGAGAACCUAACCGUUAGGGUGUUGAAGCCUCCCGGUGGUGGGUCGUCCAUCGUCUUCGGAGAGGAUGACACCAAUGUCCCACGUCCCAGGCCCAAGUCCCUCCCCCAGCAGGAAGCUCCACAGGAAGAAAAACAGGAACAAACUCCCAAAGUGGAGACAAACGGUACGGCCACCCCACAGAGUGUGAAAGAUGAUGCUGCCGCCACCAAGGAAAAUAACCCAUCGGCUGCCACCAAUGGGUCAGUCGCCACCAAUGGGUCGGUCGCCCAUGGCUCCCCCACAAAUGGUACUCCCUCCACUGGCUAUCCUAGCAGUAGGUCUUCCAACAGUGUCGGCACUCCAACUUUGGCCAAACAGCUCGACACUCAGAGCCGCCUCUUUGGGAACGAGCCGGCCCUGAGUACCCCCAGCAGGAGAAUGAGGGACCACUACCGCAGCAACAUCUUUACCGCUGACGAGCCGAUGGCAAAGCAGAAUGGAUCUUCCAACGGGCCCCGGGCAGUGUUUUGUGGGACGUGGACUCGUCGGGACCCGGUGACGGGGGUGGGUGUUCUGUGCUGGGACAUCCAUGCUCCCCGCUUUGCACCUAACAAGAGGAAAGGUAACAUGUGGAAGAAAGCCAGCGCCGCCGCCGCCCCUGUGAUCAUCGAGGUGAAGACCCCAGAGCAGCCUCAAGCCCAGCAGAAACAGAGGCAACGUGUCCCACCAGGCGGGUUCUCCAGCCAGCUGUGGUAAACCUGCCCUCCCCCUUACCCACCCCACCCCCUGCUGGAUAACUACAGUACUAACUCAACUUCAUUAGCAGACAUUAUUUUGAAAGAUAACACAGGCUAUCCAUUUGAUGUAUUGCAUCAUUAAUUCAACUGCUAACGGGAAAUAUAGCUUGAUUUAACCACACACGAUAAUGUUCGCAGUCAUGUAUUCUAAUUCAGGGGUUAAUUUGUUUACACAUGAAGGCUAGAGUGUAACCGUGGGAUUCUUUCAUUGCUAUCUUCGAGUAUAGUUUUGUUCUUCGUCGUAUUGCCAAAGUAAAAUAGCAGAGUUUGAGUGUGUUGGAGGCGAGAACUGUAAGUUAUUUUGAUGUAAUAGAACAUAACCUGAUCGUAACAUAGCACAUAACUGUUAGUCUUAGUUGUAAUGUACUUCUGCUGGAACACAUAUAUUGCAUAAAUAAACCAGUGCACAUUAUCAGUCUUUGUUGCCCAGCGUAAGUAAGACCUUUCUGAUAGGUUUCUUAUUAUUUCUUUCCUUUAUACUAUUAAGGCAAGGGUUUAGCGUGCUGCGUCGUCUAGCCUGGCAACAUUACGGCUGCCAUAUCAAGCUUUCAUUUGCUACAUGAAUGACAGAAAGGUUCAACAUUAAUUAGCCAAAUAUAUAUACUGUAUACUUUGCUCAAUCAUCUUGCUUUAUAAUCCAGUUCAUCUAAGGUUGGAAAGUUUAGUUUUGUAAGGCCAUUGUAUUAAUAAACAGCCAUUCCAUUUAACUCUUAAGUAAAAUUAAGCUCUCUAGAGACUGAGGGUAACUCAUUAGUUUUAAUGACUGAAUAAUGUGCCUCAAGUUCCAUCCGUUUAAUAUAUAUCAUCUGCAGUGAGUUAUGUCAUAGAUGAAUUUUGUUUUAUUUCAUAUAAAAUUGCACUUUAGUUAACACAAAGCUGUGAGCAGCUUCUCUUGUGCACCUUCUUCAAUUGUCUAUGAGAUAUUCCAUCAACUGUGAUAAUUUUUUUUGAAUUUGUUAUUGCUAGAAGGGUCAUGAUAUAAUUGUAGUGUCUCACAAUUAUGGUCUUAAGAAUUUGGGAAGCUCAUUAUAAAAUUGGCUCCAUUUGGCUGUAGCAGAACUCAUUUGUAUUAAUUUUAAUAAAUCUAAUCAUCUA
Molecule: messenger RNA, 2530 nt
Organism: Homarus americanus (American lobster)
Lineage: Eukaryota; Metazoa; Arthropoda; Malacostraca; Decapoda; Nephropidae
Product: microtubule-associated protein Jupiter-like
Exons: 5
Coding region: 546-1394 (282 amino acids)
Cellular component (GO): nucleus
Source: RefSeq, a predicted model, not a curated record